Hordeum vulgare subsp. vulgare (domesticated barley) is the source of this 1293-nucleotide messenger RNA. RefSeq names its product protein SCO1 homolog 1, mitochondrial. Gene Ontology annotation, biological process: mitochondrial respiratory chain complex IV assembly; regulation of DNA-templated transcription. Gene Ontology annotation, molecular function: DNA-binding transcription factor activity. The record is from RefSeq and is a predicted model, not a curated record. The transcript has 7 exons. Bases 115 to 1095 code for a protein of 326 amino acids. Lineage: Eukaryota; Viridiplantae; Streptophyta; Magnoliopsida; Poales; Poaceae.
ACUUGCUAAACAAGUAAGAAAGCUUGCUCCAAACCCCGGCGGCGCCGUCUCCUCCUCCCGCACCUCCGCCGCCGCGUCGCACGGGAGCACGAGACGACGACGACUGCGACCGCGAUGAGGAGGCACGCGCUCCAGCUCGUCGCGCGCGCGGUGCGCACCUCCGCUCCUCGUCCUCACCCUCAUCCCCAGCGCCAUCUACAUCAGGUCGCCGCGCUGAGAGCGUCGACGGGGUUCUUCUCGACCGAAGCUGCCGCAGGCGCGUCCGCGGCUGCCGGCGCGGCGCAGGGCGGUUCGAAGUCCGCUGCGGCUGCGGCUGCGGCUGCCUCCGCGUCUUCUGGCGCGGCGCAGGGCGGCUCGAAGCCCGCGGCUGUGGCGUCGGGUUCUGAUGGCGGUGGCGAUGGCGGCGGGCGGGAUGGGCAGUCGCAGCAAGGGGACUCCGGGAAGUCUGUCCGAGGAGGGCCCGUCUCAUGGCUGAGUUUUCUGCUGCUUCUUGUGACCGGAGGAGGAAUCAUAGUGUACUACGACAAGGAAAAGAAGCGUCACAUUGAAGAGCUGAAAAACAAUACGAAUUCAGUAAAACCAGCACAAUCAGUAGGAACUGCUGCUAUUGGUGGUCCAUUCAGUCUCCUAAAUCAUGAUGGGAAAGCUGUCACUGAAAAGGAUUUCUUGGGUAAAUGGACACUGCUAUAUUUUGGGUUCACACACUGCCCUGACAUCUGUCCAGAUGAACUGCAGAAGAUGGCUGCUGCUAUUAACAAAAUCAAGGAAAAGGCAAAACUGGAAAUUGUGCCAGUAUUCAUCUCGGUUGAUCCUGAAAGAGACACUGUUGAGCAAGUCCAUGACUAUGUUAAAGAGUUCCACCAAGAUCUCAUAGGACUAACUGGUACCUCUGAUGAGGUGAGAAAGGUUGCUCGUGCUUAUCGAGUCUACUAUAUGAAGACAGAGGAGGAGGGUUCUGACUACCUUGUUGAUCAUUCAAUUGUCAUGUACUUGAUGAACCCGAAAAUGGAGUUCGUCAAGUUCUUCGGCAAGAACUACGAUGAAGACACCCUGGCCGAAGGCAUCAUCAAGGAGAUCCGAGAGCACAAGAGCUGAGCUGAAAUCUCGCGCACCGUUUUGUCUGACCACCAUUUAGAUUCUAUUAUUAUUAUUAUCCUUAAAAUAAACAAACUCCCAACUCCGGUGCUGCUGCUGCUGCUGUUUGUUAGCUCGCGCGUUUUGGAACGCCAAUGUCCUUCUCUCUUUUUCUGGGCCUUGAUGCCUGUUCGUUAUGGCAGAUUUUUGUUAGACGCA